Haliotis rufescens (red abalone) is the source of this 711-nucleotide messenger RNA. RefSeq lists its product as uncharacterized. Gene Ontology annotation, biological process: digestion; lipid catabolic process. The transcript has 6 exons. Gene Ontology annotation, cellular component: extracellular region. The coding region runs from base 96 to 680 and encodes 194 amino acids. Lineage: Eukaryota; Metazoa; Mollusca; Gastropoda; Lepetellida; Haliotidae. Gene Ontology annotation, molecular function: enzyme activator activity. The record is from RefSeq and is a predicted model, not a curated record.
CGGGUGAUAAGGCCGCACCCGAGUUAUCGGCCCUGAUUUACAAACUGAAAUAGACAAUCAGGUUUCAUUCAUUUCAUCACAACCUUUGACAAAGCAUGUUACUCUUCGUUGGACUCAUGAUUGUGGGCGUGGCCGAGGCUGCUGUGGGCACGAGCUGUAGGUCUGAGAGCGACUGUGGGAGUGGUGAGUGCUGCAUGGCACUUGUCCCCAUGAAGGGAAAACGAGCAACCUCGGGGCAGUGCCACCCAAAGGGGACAGAGGCCUCCAAGUCACGGUGUUAUGUUGAGAAUCGCUUCUACGAGAACGGCGUUUACACAAAUAAGUGUCCCUGUGCCUCUGGACAGAAGUGCGAGUCUCUGGGAUUCAUGGAUAUGCCCAUGGGAACCGUCGGCGCCUGUCGCCAGGCAACAAAGCUUGCGACCCCAACUUCCUGUCAGAGCGGCGCGGACUGCGGCCCUGAUGAGUGCUGUAGAUCCAGGAUCAGGCCCCUUGGCCGGAGACAGCUUGGGGGUGGGGGAGUGUGCGAACCCCUCGGGACAACAGGCUCCAGCUGCUUGGCGAGCUACCCAUCAGGAAAACCUAAAACUAUGGCCUUCACCUGUCCAUGCAAGACCGGCAUGACCUGCUCGCCCAACGGACAGUUCGACGUACCCCUGGGGGCGAUGGGUAACUGCAAGUAAAUUGAUCUCAACAAAUAAACUUCUUUCUAAA